Molecule: messenger RNA, 402 nt
Organism: Adineta ricciae
Lineage: Eukaryota; Metazoa; Rotifera; Eurotatoria; Adinetida; Adinetidae
Source: the annotation of a GenBank genome assembly
AUGAAAUCUCCGGAAUACCAUAGAACCAGCCGUUUCCGUGCCAGAUUGUUCGACCUGGGAUAUGAUGUGUGUUUUAAUCUUGGCACUGAAUUUCCAGAAAACACUGGUGAAAAUUAUUUGGAUGUCAUUGUCGAUGAACGUGCAUUUAUGGCCAAUCCAUCAGCGAAACAACAUAAUCAGAACAAGACCGAAUCAGAAAUCAACUUUCUUGAUGCUGCCAUAAAUUACUUCGGUUCACGUGCUGCUCUUCUGUGUGCAAUACGUGAGAUUAAUACUGCAAGCGAAGUAGUUCAAUUGCUCAGAGAUUUCAAUGUAGCACCCGCUCUCCAUUAUAUAAAUCUUGAACCAUCAAAUGACAAAUCCGAUGAUUAUGACGAUAAUGAAGGCCUUCUAUUUUCAUAG